AUGGGAUAUAUACUGUACGCUGUCUUAUUGUGCAUUAAUUUAUUUGAUAAAAUAGCAUCUGAAGACGUCCCGAUGUUGGAAAAGAUUGACGAGAAGGCUAGCGGCCAUAUUGAAAAACGCUCCGUUCUGGACGAAGACCUAAACGAUAAUAAUUACAAACCGGGAUACGAGAAUGCGUUUUUGGGACCGCACAGGAUUCGAGUGUUGCCAGCCUAUCUUCAUUAA
Leptosia nina is the source of this 225-nucleotide messenger RNA. Lineage: Eukaryota; Metazoa; Arthropoda; Insecta; Lepidoptera; Pieridae. The record is from the annotation of a GenBank genome assembly.